Molecule: messenger RNA, 1554 nt
Organism: Cucurbita pepo subsp. pepo (vegetable marrow)
Lineage: Eukaryota; Viridiplantae; Streptophyta; Magnoliopsida; Cucurbitales; Cucurbitaceae
Source: RefSeq, a predicted model, not a curated record
UCAGAAAAACCGUCCAUGAUUGAAAAGAUUUCAUCUAGAACGAAACCAAUAGCUGCCACACGCAAGUCAUGGCCAUGUUCUGGGAUUACACCAGCCAGUGUGAAUCCAACUCGUCCGACAGCUCAACCAGUGUCGUCGUUUAAUCGAUCGAGUGCUAAAACAGAAAGAUCCCAUGUGCAGAAGAAAAACAUCAAGGAAACUAAUGACAGUACGAGAAACUCGAGGCAUGUGAAUGAGAAGAAGGAAAUGGUGCAGACAAAGACUGGAACAAUAACAAAAACAAAAGUUACACCUUCUAGAGAUGCCAAUGUUCCUGUGAAGUCCAGUAUCCGUGACAGGAUAGCCAAAAAAAGCAGCAUAGUGCCACUAGAAUCAAAGUCCUUCCAUAAGGGUUCGAGAAAUAGCUUAGACAAUAGUAGUCCAAUGGCUAACAAGACAAAGCCUUCAAAACUUUCUAAGACUGCUGAUUCUUCAAAGAACAGCAAAAAAUUGACUCAUGAUCAAGAAGUUGAGGUUGCAGAUCCUGAUAAAGGGGAUGCUUUGUCACCAGCUCGUUGUGAUAUCGAAACUGUUGUGAAUGAUGAACAGGAUAGUGAGAUGCUUACUUCAAAUGUUGUAGAUGCUGAUCAUGGUGGUGCUCUACAUUUACCAAAUGAAGAGAAAUCUUCUUUGGAAAUUGUAGCUGAAGGAGAAUCAAUGAUCCCAUCAAAGUCCAUAGAGGAAAUAGAAGAGUUUGAAGAGAUACCAGCCAUCAAUGAUGAGCCACCUCAUCUUGCAUCACUGGAAAAUGCUGCACCAAUCGAAAAUCGCCCUGUUCGUCUCUCUUUGUCUCAAAUGCUGCAGGAAGACAAUAACGAACUUGAUAAUAAUGAUUGGGGCAUUGCAGAAAAUCCUCCCAUGAUGAACUAUCAAAGGGGUGCACCGAAAGGAUUUAAGAGACUCCUAAAAUUUGCAAGGAAAAACAAGGGAGAAGCAAACAAUGGUGGUUGGUCGAGCCCUUCCGUGGUUUCUGAGGGUGAGGAUGAUUCUGAAGAAUCUAAAUCUCUGAACACAAAAAAGAUGGACAGUCUAUUGAUGAAAGCUACACUUAACUCUGGUCUUGUAAAGGCUUCUCUUGACAAAAGCUUUGAUCAUGACAAACUAUACUCAGAUACAUAUGGUGCACCGAAUUUUAGUUCCAAGUUCCAAGAAAGCCAUGAUCAUGCUACAGUUUCUUCUACUAAAGUAGGCAGGUCUUUCUUCUCUCUAUCUGCUUUUAGGGGUAGCAAAUAGAAAGAAUGAACCAAAAGCUGCAUUAAUUCUGGGAUGACAAUGGAUAUUACCAUCUCAUUCUCUGCCAUCUUCUUCUUCAAGGUGAAUAUUGUGAGUGAAGCUUUCCCUCUCUUCCAUACUACAAAAUUUGUAUUGUAUCUCUCUGAACAUAAAGAUUGACUAACACGUAGUAUUCGAUAGCUUUUCUAAGCAUUUUGAUCUUCAAUUCUUGUGGACCUACUGAAUAUACUGAUGAACACUGAAACUGACUGAGAAUUUGAUAUUAAAAGCUGGAAUUUAGUC